AUGGCAUCCGCAACCUCAUUUUUCGAGUUCACACCAAAGGAUAGGGCCAACAAGGAGUAUCCUCUCUCACAGCAUAAAGGCAAGGUCGUUUUGGCCGUCAACACUGCAUCGAAAUGUGGUUUCACUCCUCAAUUCGCCGGUCUCGAGAAGGUGUGGAAGACCAUCUCAGAGAAGCACCCUGACAAAUUCGUCAUCAUCGGGUUUCCGUGCAACCAAUUCGGUGGUCAGGAUCCUGGCUCCAAUGAACAAAUCCACGAAUUCUGUCAGCUCAACUAUGGUGUCACAUUCCCCGUCUUGGGCAAGACCGAAGUCAAUGGCAACAAGGCAGAGCCUGUUUUUGAAUGGAUGAAGGCUGAGAAACCAGGUCUCUUGGGCAUGAAGCGAAUCAAGUGGAACUUCGAGAAGUUCCUCAUCGAUGCAGAUGGCAAGGUCGUGCAACGAUAUGCCAGUCUCACAAAACCGGAAAACAUCGAAAAGGACAUUCUUAACCUGAUUGAGAAGAAGUCAGGUUAG
Exophiala bonariae is the source of this 513-nucleotide messenger RNA. RefSeq lists its product as uncharacterized. The record is from RefSeq and is a predicted model, not a curated record. Lineage: Eukaryota; Fungi; Ascomycota; Eurotiomycetes; Chaetothyriales; Herpotrichiellaceae. Bases 1 to 513 code for a protein of 170 amino acids. The transcript has a single exon. Gene Ontology annotation, biological process: cellular response to oxidative stress. Gene Ontology annotation, molecular function: glutathione peroxidase activity.